Molecule: messenger RNA, 2879 nt
Organism: Pseudomyrmex gracilis
Lineage: Eukaryota; Metazoa; Arthropoda; Insecta; Hymenoptera; Formicidae
Product: probable E3 ubiquitin-protein ligase RNF144A
Exons: 4
Coding region: 1308-2708 (466 amino acids)
Biological process (GO): ubiquitin-dependent protein catabolic process; protein polyubiquitination; positive regulation of proteasomal ubiquitin-dependent protein catabolic process
Cellular component (GO): cytoplasm; ubiquitin ligase complex
Molecular function (GO): ubiquitin protein ligase activity; zinc ion binding; ubiquitin conjugating enzyme binding
Source: RefSeq, a predicted model, not a curated record
AUUCCGCAAGUCUUAUGCUCGUUCCUUCUCUCUCUCUCUCUUUCUCUCGUUGUAGUCCUGCUUUUAUUCAGCCUAAUGAGCAUUAAGUGAAGAGUUUAUACACAACCCGUGGUGCGAUACUUCACAAAACAAAAACAAAAUAUUUUUACCAAUCGCAGAAACGCUGUGGCUGCGCUAAAUCGCGACGACUUACGUCAACCACGAUGCACAUCAACCAAUGUCGGCUCCUUGUCUCGCACACUCAGCGAGACGGAACGCGAAUGAGGAAGCGGGGGCGGAAGUAGCUCGCAGGGUCGGAUGAUUUAUGAACGUCUGCCGUGCUGCGGUGGCCUGCGUAUAUAUGUGGCGCGCGCGAGCGCGUGUGUGUGCGUGUUUAUGAUGUAAAAUCUGUACAUGUGUGUACGUGUGUGUGUAUACAUCACGAUACAACGGUGUGACACGAUGGCGAAGGUGAAAAUAUUGUUGGCGAGAAUCGCUACGCGCUGACAUACAACAAGCGACACGACAGAGCGGGGCGCAUUUUGUAGUUACCGUGGAUGAAUAUACACAGUGAAAGCGACAGACGACAAAUAGUGUGGCGAUCAUUAGCAGCGUUUAUUAGUGAAAAGAGGGAGAAGUUGCAUCGUGGCGCGCGCACAACAACGACGACGACAACGACGACGAAGACGACGAAAACGACGACGACGACGACGACGAUGACGACGACGACGACGACGACGACGACGACGUUUGUUGAACGUGUCCCGAUGCCCUGUCGCUGCAAAUGAUGCGACAGUAUGAUCAUUUUUGUUGACAAGUCGUCGAGUUCCACGAUCAGGUGCGCCUGGUAUUCACUUAUCGUAUCCUCAUCCGCGCGUUUACUCACGCUGCUCUCGUCAUCGCACCGUUUAUUCUGCGCUCUUUACGCAAUACGAUAAAUUCACACGGUCUUGCGAUUUUCGAGAUUGUUCGAGAGAAAGAGAAAGAGAGAGAGAGAGAGAGAAAGAGAGAAGUCGAUCAGCUGUUCUAUAAGUGUUUUCCUACACAUUCCUGCGCGAUAUCGAACAGAGUGGAGAUGUUCAUUUCCCGCUAAACGCUACGUCAACGCGCUAAGUGCAAGUGCGAAAAAAUCACACGCGGAAUAAAUAAGAAAAAAAAUGUACGAUUGAAUUGGGUUUUUAAAAGCUUUGACACGCACAUAGGGAACAUGUGCAGGAGGUAACGUCGAUUGCGAGGAUUAUGACGAACAGCGUAAAGAUACAUCGACGUGCGUGCGACUGCGAGAUACACCGUGUGAGUUCGUUAUGUACAUAUGAUUAUCCAGGUUCAUGCGUUCCCUUACUGUUAGCGGUGAACAGACAACGACGGGCGCGGAAGGGAGCUCUCCGUCGGAGGAAGAGCGGCGAACGCAGUCCCCGUCGUCUGUGACCGGCAGCGACGUCCAGGGAAUGCCUAGUCUACACUCGCUCGUCUUAAGACGAGCCCCGCUAAUGGACAUGGGAACCGCGACCAGUUCCAUGAAUUCGGCUGGCAAUCCUUCUGCUAAAGCCGGUCCGAAAAAAAUCGACAAGGCGAAGCUUAAUGGCCUUAGGUUGCCCUUGAUACGUAAAGAAUCCAGCGUGGUAAAUCUCUCAUUGACAGAGAGAACCGUACCAAGCAAAGAAGCGGACUCGCCCCUUCUACGACCGGAGAGUAGUGUGAGUUUGGAGGCGCGUGGUGGUAGUUGGAUGAGUCUGGGUCCUGGUGCGUUACGAAAGUGUGAGACCGCUGUAGGAUUGAGCACCUCAGCUCUUGAAGGAAGACCCAUCAAUCGCAGCAGAGUUUGCUCCCGCUGUUCCAGUUUGUUGUCUCUAGCAUCGAGCUCACGUUACAGCUUGGCUGCUGGUAAUUUUGUUCCUGCUAGUUCACAACAAACACGGAUAUUUUGUAAAUUGUGUCUUGUCGAUACUUCUCUCUCCAAAACAUUCAAGAUUGAGGGAUGUGGUUGUUCCUAUUGCAAAGAUUGCAUGCGUGCCUAUGUAGAAUUUGAAAUUGAGGAAGGUGCAUAUGAAAUUAGUUGUCCUGAUGCUCAGUGUGAUCACGGCGCUAUAUUGUCAUUGACCGAGAUAUCAAGCCUUGUUAGUCCAGAACUUAUGGAGAAGCAUUGUAAAUUUCGUUUGAAUACAGAUGUAGCAAUGGAUAAGAGACGCACAUGGUGUCCAAGAGCGGGUUGUGAAACAAUAUGUUCAAUAAACAGCAGCAGUGGAAGUGGCACCCCUUUGGGUCCUGUUCAUUGUCCCAAUUGUUCUAUAGAUUUCUGUUCAAUAUGUCGUGAGCCUUGGCAUAAUGGACCUUGUUCAGAUCGUCCGACUUCAGGGUUAAUUUUCAGUAGCGAUCACAUUAAAUUUUGUCCCAUGUGUUCUGUGCCGAUAGAGAAGGACGAAGGUUGUGCUCAAAUGAUGUGCAAGAGAUGUAAACAUGUAUUUUGCUGGUAUUGCUUAGCAUCCUUAGAUGACGACUUUCUAUUGCGACAUUACGACAAGGGACCAUGUAAGAAUAAAUUAGGCCAUUCACGUGCAUCAGUGAUAUGGCAUCGAACGCAAGUUAUUGGAAUCUUUGCUGGUUUUGGCCUACUUCUACUUGUCGCAUCACCCUUGCUAUUAUUAGCGGCACCUUGCAUCGUGUGCUGUAAAUGUCGCGUUUGCGGUUCGUCUAGACUCGAACAGGAGGAAAGCGAUGCGGCAACAUAAAACCUUCCAAACGAUUUUCUCGCUUUAUUAUUUCUGUCAACUAAAAUAAACACUUUUCCAAGACUUCUUUCUAUAUGGGAGUCUCAAAUAUUGGCAACUUAUAUAGAUAUACAUUGCAUUUUUGUGUUGUUAAGUUUAUGUUUUAUUUUUUUAAUACGUUAAUAAAGCAUA